GCCGUGAGCGGCGGAGCGCGGUCACUGCCGCCGGGCCGGCUCCUCCCGCGUUUUGAGGCGACCGUGGAGAGGCUGAUGCCCGGCGGCGCUCCCGGCCCUUCCGCCUCUCACCCCGGCAGCCUAAGUCUUUGACCUUGGGUGUUCCGCCGUCCCGGGCUGAGGAACCCUAGACGGCGCCGGGGGUGGCCGCUCUGGGAUCCCGGGAAUUUCAGAAGUCGUUACCCCGGGCCGACGCGUAGCUGCCCGAGAACCAAGGGAGAAGGUGGAACAACUCUGGCUUCACGGUGGCGGUCCCGGUAACUCCGGAAACCAGGUCGUAGUAUUUGGCCACCAACGUUCGACCCGGGCUAUUUGCCCUCAACUGCCAUGGCGGCGUCGGCUAGUUGGGCGCCGUGCCCUGAAGCAUGAUGGCCGCUGGGCGGCUUCACUGACUUUCGCCCGACUCCGGAAGACCGGGGCCGGCGAUUGGGCGGUGCCCGGCGACUCGCAGAAGAAGGCGCCCGCCGGUUGGACAGCGUUGGACCGCAGCCUGGGAUCCCCCGGGGACCCCCUGGAUCCGCCGCCUCCCCCAUGGACUUGCCUGGGGAUUCCAGCCCGUCUAAGCAGACGAGUCUGUGCCGUCAGCCCCUGACUGGAGCAUUAUGGGGAGCCAGAAGCCCGAAAAGACCGAGGCUGCAACAGCCCCUAGGGGCCCCUUCGCCCCUGGAAAAGGCAUCUCGGCGGGUCCUGGCCGUGGUGCUGGAAGAUAUCAUGGCUACCCACAUGCACCCUUUGGUCCCCCAAAGGGCUACAUCUAUCCCACCGCAACACAGCAAACAUCAGGAUUCUGUGUGCAGCCAGUCACUUGCCUCUCCACCCCAAGUCAAGUGGUCCUCACAGGCCAGGCCUCUUGACUCAUUGAAUUUGUGUCGAGAGCCCUUGAGCCGAAUCCACAGGUCCUCUUCUCUAAGGCUGCAAUCACAGACAACCCCUGGCCCAGAGGAGAGCUCUUCACAAAAGGUGGGCCAAGGCCCCCAACCCACCCUGGUAGUGUUGUUGGAAGACAUUUCUAGUCCCAGACUCCAGACUGAGAGCUGCGCCAGUGACAGCCCCAAUCUCAUCUCCGCACAAAGCACCUCCAGAAGCCCUAAGGGACAGGGGAGGUGCUGGCCUAGCAAAGAUCUGGACUCUGAAGCGCCCCCAGUUCUUCCAUCGCCCUUCCAUCCCAGCACUGAGCCCAUGACAAUGGCUCACCAGCUAUCAUCUACACCCGGAGACUCACAGCCUCCACUGCAACCAUCCACCCUACCUGCAGACCCUCCAGAGAACCCGCUGCCAGCCCCAGAUCCUGUUCUGGAAUGUCCAUCGACCCCACCACCAUCCAGUCUUUUACGCCCCCACCUCAGUCCCUGGAGCUUGGCACCCCUUUUCCGUUCUGUUCGCUCUAAGCUGGAGAGCUUCGCUGACAUCUUCCUCACACCUAACAAAGUCCCCAAACCCCCAACACCUUCGACCCCCAUGAAGCUGGAGUUGAAGAUUGCCAUCUCUGAGGCGGAGCAGGCCAGGGCUACCAAGGAAAUUGCAACUGUCAGUCCCCGGCCUCCGAUCCACCAGUGGCGAACUCAGGGCUGUAGUACUCCAGCACCUUCCCCUAAGCUCUCUCUAGGCCGAAGCCACUCCUGCCCUGAUCUGGCGCCUGCUGGCCCAGUCAGCUACACCUGGCCCCCUGCUCCACCCCGGCCAAGCUGGCCACGGCCACGGCGACACACUGUGGGUGGUGGGGAAAUGGCCCGAGCCCAGCCACCACCUCGACCUUGUCUCCGGAAAGAGGUCUUCCCUCUUGGAGGAGUGGGAGCCUCCCCUUCUCUCACCACAUCUUGCUCGUCCACUGCAUCCACUUCCUCCUUCUCUGAACCAGCAGAACCCAGGUUGGGUUCAACCAAGGGGAAGGAAAGAAGACACUCAAAGGACCAGGUGCUUUCAGAACCAGAGACCAAGACUAUGGGAAAGGUUUCUCGAUUCAGAAUACGCCGGACACCAGCCCGUCCUCAGCUACAGCUCACGCCAAUGGGGCUCCCUCGACCAAUCAGGUUGAACAAGAAGGAGUUUAGCUUGGAAGAAAUUUAUACCAACAAGAAUUAUCAAUCCCCAACAACCAGGAGGACCUUUGAGACCAUCUUUGAGGAGCCUCGAGAACGCAAUGGGACUCUGAUUCUUACCAGUUCAAAGAAGCUCCGGCGGGCUGUAGAAUUUCGGGACGGCAGCCUUCCUCGAUCCCGCCGGCCAUCUCGGGGCAUCCGGGCUGCACCUAGUAGGACCCUUAUUCCCAACCUGUCACCCAGCAGAGAUGUGGGAGCCCUGCUGCAGCAACGUCUGGAGGAGCUUGAUGCCUUGCUCCUGGAGGAAGAGUUGGAUGGGAAGCAGCCCCAUCAACCCUAGGAACUCCAGGGGUUUGUUCGUCCAUCCAUCCUGGAAGGGAAAACCUCUGAAGCAGUUAAAUUUUUUUCCUCCGUAUUUCUAAGUAAAGUUUUCGAUAUGUUUCUGAA
This is a messenger RNA of Perognathus longimembris pacificus (Pacific pocket mouse), 2525 nucleotides long. It is a transcript of the gene Prr14, whose product is annotated as proline rich 14. The transcript has 12 exons. Gene Ontology annotation, cellular component: nucleoplasm. The record is from RefSeq and is a predicted model, not a curated record. NCBI's taxonomy places the organism in Eukaryota, Metazoa, Chordata, Mammalia, Rodentia, Heteromyidae. The coding region runs from base 571 to 2418 and encodes 615 amino acids.